Malaclemys terrapin pileata is the source of this 2699-nucleotide messenger RNA. It is a transcript of the gene NXPH4, whose product is annotated as neurexophilin 4. Gene Ontology annotation, molecular function: signaling receptor binding. The record is from RefSeq and is a predicted model, not a curated record. Lineage: Eukaryota; Metazoa; Chordata; Testudines; Emydidae. The transcript has 2 exons. Bases 47 to 844 code for a protein of 265 amino acids.
CGCCCUGCCCCGCUCCCGAUGCUGGCGGAGGGUUUCUCCCUCCACCAUGAAGCUGCAGCGCUGGCUGCCCGCGAUCUUCAGCCACUGGCUGCUGCUGAAGGUGGUCUGCGUGGAGGGCCACAUGACCAAAACCCUGGGCUACCUGGAGCUGGGCACUUCGGGGCUCCUCAAGACCCUCCCGUCCGGCGCCUUGAAGCCUCCACCCCUGCCCCCGGCCCGGCUGUUCUCUGGGGAGCCCUCGAAGGCCAAGGCCGGCGCCCUGAGCCCCUGGGCCUGGCCUAGGAACCAGACGGGCGCCGAGCCCCCGGGCCAGCGGGUCCAGCGCAAGCCCUCGCUCAAGACGGGCCGGGCCCGGAAGAUCUUCGGCUGGGGCGACUUCUACUUCAACAUCAAGACGCUCAAGUUUAGCCUGCUGGUGACGGGCAAGAUCGUGGACCACGUCAACGGCACCUUCAGCGUCUACUUCCGGCACAACUCCUCCAGCCUGGGCAACGUCUCCGUCAGCAUCGUGCCCCCGGGCAAGGUGGUGGAGUUCGACGUGCUGGGGCCCCCGCCGGCCUCCGAGCUCCAGCAGGCCACCCUGCCCGAGGCCAAGGAGUCCAGGGCCUUCAACUGCCAUGUGGAGUACGAGAAGACCAACCGGGCCCGGAAGAACAAGCCCUGCCUCUACGACCCGGCCAAGGUGUGCUUCACCGAGCACACCCAGAGCCACGCUGCCUGGCUGUGCGCCAAGCCCUUCAAAGUCAUCUGCAUCUUCGUCUCCUUCUGCAGCUUUGACUACAAGCUGGUGCAGAAGGUCUGCCCCGAUUACAACUUCCAGCACGACCGCCCCUACUUCGGCUGAACCCCCUCCCGCACCCACCCCCCAAAUAAAAACCCAGCUCGCACAGCUUCCGGGGGGCGGGGAAGGACCCUGCCUCGCCCCGGUGGGGCCGGAGGAUGGGCUUCUCCAAGCCGCGCGGAAGAGGGGGUGCCGUGGAAGCGGGCGCGGGGGAAGCUGUGGCGAGCCCCUUUGGGGACCUGGGGACCGGACGCUUUGCUCCAUCAGCUACGGGCCUGCGGAACCGCCCGGGACCCGGCCAGGCUGGGCGGACGCAGCCGGAUCCCCUCGAACCGUGGUGGCAGGAUGGGCGGGGGGACAAGCGAGCAACGGAGCCGGUCGCCCCCAUCCCUGCGGGGAAAUGGGGGGACGAGGGCCAGGGGCUGCACAGGACCACCGAGUGACACAUGUCCAGGGGUUCAAAUCGGCACGUGUGUGUGUGUGUGUGUGUGUGUGUGUGUGUGUGUAAAUGUAUCAGUGAUAUCAGGGGGGGUGCGUGUGCGGAUUGAUGGCUCAGGGCCCAGUGCAGCUGGGUACCUUUGCCAGCCAUUGCCUGGGGCGAGCCAACCCGCCCUCCUGGCUCCUGCUCGGGGGCUGGGACUGUGGUGAGAGUUGCCCACUGCCGGCCCUGUGUCCCCCCUUCACCCGGCUGCGCCAUCCCCCCCACGGGCAGCGAUCUGUGUGGCCGGGCAGGCGCCGGCCCCGGGGAUGAUGGGACAAUGCCCAGCGCUGCACCCCUCGGUCCAACCUGGCUGCAGGGGGGUGCCCCUCUCCCGUCGCUCCCCUGGAGCCGUGCCCACCCUGCCCGCUUCGGCUGCAGAAUGACACACACACGGGAGGGAGCCCGUUAUUCGGGAGGGGACCAGGGCCUUCCCCCAUUUCUUUCUCCCCCAUGUGCUCCCUGCCUGCCCUGCCCAGCCCAGCCCCGCCCAGCUGCACCCCCGGACCCUGCAGGCUGUGGGGUCGCCCCAGUGCUGCGGGAGGGAAACUGUGGAGGGGGUGAUCUCCUGCCUGUUCCCAGGCUCUCCCCCUUACCCAGGGACCCCCUGAGAUCCACCCCUGACCCCUGCAGGGCUGGGAAGAAGCCGACCAAGGGCUGAAACCCCAGCGUGGCCGAGGGGGACGGCAGAUCACGGCCGGAUUCCCGAGCUCGGCUAAAGAGGUGCAACCCGCAGAGGGCGACAGAGAGUCCUGCAGAAAGAGUGUGAAAUAAGACCACGGGGGGAAGGGGGUGUUGGGUGUGUCGCACAUCUGUGCGGUUGUGUGUGUGUUUGCAUCCUUUGUGGCUGUGCAUGCACCUGUGCUUGUACGUGGGGGUGUCCGUGCGGGUGUGCACGGGGGGGUGCUUGGAUGUGUAUCCGCAGGGUGGUCACACGCUUGUGCGUGUCUCCGUGGGUCGCUCUGCAGCGGACUUGGUUUCGCAGCCCUGGCACUGAAUGAGGGGGCCUAGCCCCGGCUCCCUGAGAUGUGCCCCCGGAUCUCAGCAGGAGCCUUCUCCCACCCCCGCACAUCUGGCAGUGCCAUCCUGCCCAGCCCGCAGCCCCCAGCGACGGGUACGGCGCCCGCCAAGGCAGCAGGGCAGGGCAGGGACCCUCCGGACAGAGCCCCCCUCCCCAGCUGUCGAUCGCUCGUCACAAAAUGUGCAUUGGAGUGAAGAAGUAGUUGCCACGGGGCUGGGGGAGGGGGAAGGGCCGGUGGGGCAGCACAAGCUGGGGUCACCCCCCCCGGGCUGAGCCAUGCACUGGGUCGGGGCAGGGCCCUGUAGCCCCAGUCACUCCCCCCAUGCUCCGGGCAGCACCUCUCCGGCUCAAUCCCCCCCUCAUCCCCCCCCCCAGGCUCUGGGCUGAGACUUCUUCAUAUUUUUGUAACAAAAUAAAAU